GCUAAGUCUCCUCAGGUGCACUUAAUGAAUGAUAAGAAACCAUACAACUCUAUCUGAUUCCAAUUCACCCUGUGGCCUUUCAAUAAAUGAUAAUGGACUGAGUAUUGGACCCCUGUGUUUUAAUGGACACACCAUCCUGGUAGCACAUUUCCUGAACUAAAGGUUUUAUCAGAAAUUUACAUGGUCCUUCGAGCCGGAGAGGCUGCUAGGAUGGAACAAAAUGAUUCUACGAGACCUAAACGGAUAUCAAACCCCCCCAGAUGGCAUCGAGAUUAUUUGAUUCAGUCAAGGAAACCAUCUUGUCCACAAGGACAAACUACGUCUGAUUCUGUGCUUCUAGAAGUAUCACAGGGGGCUGCCAUAGCUGAGACUCGGGCUGAGGUGAGGGAUCUUGCUUGUGACGUACAGCAAAUAAAAGGAAUGUUGUCAGAACUGAGCCAGAGUAUGAGAACAAUGCAGAUAAGAAGUCAAAAUUCUUCCUUUUCGAUCAGUUCCAACCAGAGUUCUAAGGCAACAUCUCCUGUUGUUGAACAUAAUCAAGAGGAUGAUAAUUCUAGAGUAUCUCUUGUUCAGGAAUUGGGUGAAUGCCUAAGACAACAUGAGGCAAACCGACAUUAUGUUGAUCCAUCUACAUCACCUCCUCAACUCAGCAGACAAAGUACUCUCCCUCCUCCACCAAGAUCUAUGCUGCCUACACCAUUGCCACAAGGAGGAGGUGGAUCAUUAGAACCCAGUUCUUUACAGCUGCCUGAGGCCCGAAUGUUAACAGCACCAGUUGCUACACAGUAUGCUCACUCUCAGUUUCAGCCUUCAGAGAAUCUUCCUGGAAUGAGUAUGAAUCCAACUCAGUUUGGCAAUGUUCCACCUUGGUCCUUAAUCCAACAGCCAUUGUAUCCCAUCUAUCCAGCCAAUGAUUCGCGUUUCAUAAGAAGCGGUGGGCCUGUCCCUAGCCAAGGGCAAGGCAAUGGAUUUCCUCCAUGGAUGUUUCCAAAUUAUCCUGUACCUGUUCCUCCUCCUGCAUUAUAUCCCCCUUAUGGACCUAUUGUGUAUCCAAGUCAUGUCUUUCCGAUGGCCAUGCCAUCAUCGAUUCAAGUUCCUUCGAUACCUCCUGCACAGUUCGGACCAUCCAUGGGUCCUUUAGAUGUGACUGCUACUAGUAAUGUUCCUGUGUUUAGAACUCACACACCGCUGGGAUCUUCAGGUGUGAUCCAGUCCAGAGAUUCAGUGGUGAAUCAACCAGUAGUGACAGCUUGUGUUCACCCUUCCUCUGGGAAUUCAAGACUGGCUGGAAUUGAGAGGCCUUCAUUUCCAUGUUUCAAAAGAAACGAUCCUCAAGAAUUUGCAAUGCUAAAUAUGGCAUUAAAAAAUCUAUUGCCUUCAGAGGAAUCAGAACAAUACAAAUACCAUAUUCUUUUGGAUCAUCUGAAGCUUGAUGAUGCGCGACAUUUAGCCCUGGCAUAUGCUCAUGAUCCCCAGCCUUAUACUACAGCAUUACAUGCCCUGCAACGGAAGUAUGGCCAACCUCAUCACUUAGUGUUGCGGGAGUUGGCUUCCAUUCAAAACCUUCCAGCUAUACGUUCUGGGGAUUCCCUUGGGUUUGGUCAGUUUGCGCUACGAGUUCAGGCUCUAGUAGGCAUGCUCCAAUCAUGGGGUCAAGAUCAAGGGGCGAAGGAGUUGGCCUGUUCGUCUCAUGUUCACCAGCUAUUAAGUAAACUUUCAGCCCAUCAUGUUUCCAGUUUUGCAAGACAUAUUCGAACUGUUAAUCAGAAUGUUCCUUAUAAUUUGGUGGAUUUUGCAAAAUGGCUAGAGGAGGAAGCAGAAUGCCAAAGUUUAGUUGUUCAAGUAUCUGACCAAUCAAAGGGGGCAACAAAGUAUCAAAUGAGAGAAGAAAGACCUCCCAAAUCUUGGUAUACAACAGCAACCUUUUUGCAGGGUGCAAAUCAAGAGGAACAUUACAACCCGAAAGGUAAAAUGUUUCAGCCUACUAAUUCGUAUAGCAAACAAUUAGACCCAGGACCUUUCUGUGCCUUUUGUGGUCAUCAAGCUCAUCACUUGAGUCAGUGUAUGAAGUUCCAACAGUUUGAUGCGGAGGGUAAAGAGAAGUGGAUCCUGGAUAAUGGUCGGUGUUGGAGAUGUGGUCGGACCCAUCGUUCAGCUAAUUGUGACUUGAAGAAGCCUUGUCCAUACUGCAAAGAGCGCCAUCUGGGAGUUUUGCACGAAGUCAAUGUUCGUAAACCUGACUCUGGUAUAUUCUAUUUGAGUAGACCAAGUGGCCUCAAUUCUGUGCUUUUGAAGGUGGUGAAAGUCAUUCUGAGUUAUGAAGGGAGGACUGUGGAGACCUACGCCAUUCUUGAUGACGGUUCAGAAAGAACUAUGCUCCUUUCUCCAGCUGCAGAGAUGUUGGGCCUAAAUGGGCCGGCUGAGUCUCUAAGGUUGAGAACAAUUCGACAGGGUUCUGAAGAGAUUAAGGGCACUAACGUUACAUUUUCCAUCGCUCCGGCAUCUUUCAGCCAAAGGAAAUAUGAGAUCAGUGCUGCAUUUACAUCCAAGAUGUUGGACUUACCUGAACAGACUUACCCUGUCCGUACUCUUCAAAGAUGCUAUCAGCAUCUUAGACGUAUUCCUCUUGAAGAAUUCCAUCAGGUUAAGCCCCUGUUGUUAGUGGGAGCAGAUCAUCCUCAUUUGUUAUGCUCUACAGAAAGAGUAACAUUUGGUCCUCCUGGAAGUCCUAUUGCAUUACAUACUCGUCUGGGAUGGGUACUGCAGGGUCCCACUUCCUUGAUUCCUGAGACUGAUUCUAUCUCUCAGUGCCACUUCUUGGCUACUUCCACCGAAGAUCAGUUACAGAGGGAUGUAGAAAGAUUGUGGCAAGUCGAUGUUCUUCCGUAUCAUCAGACAUCUAAGGCAGUUUUUCGGUCAAAGCAAGACCAAUACGCUCUUGAGUGUCUGGAGCAGAGAACCGAAUGCCUGGAAAUGAAUGGUGUUGUAAGAUAUGCCACUCCUUUACUUCGAGCCAAACAUGCACCCAGAUUGAAUGUUCUGCAGCAAUCAGUAAUGCCAGCAUUGCGUCGUACCGAACGCCAGAUUGCAAAGAAUCCAGUGCGUGCAGCAAUAUAUGAGGAGGAGAUUCAAAAGCUAGUGGAAUCUGGCUAUGUGAAGAAACUGAACCCAAAGGCAAUGACUUCCACUGAUGAAUCUUGGUAUGUACCCCAUCAUCUAGUUGAACAUAAUGGGAAACACCGUCUAGUAUUUGAUUGUUCCUAUCAAUAUAACGGUGAAAGCCUGAAUUCAUAUUUGUUAUCUGGCCCGACCUUGGGUUCUUCUCUUCUCGGAGUCCUUCUCCGUUUUAGAGAACAUCAAGUGGCAAUCAGUGGCGAUAUCCGCGCCAUGUUUCAUCAAGUUCGAUUACUACCUUCAGAUAGGCCAUUGUUACGGUUUCUGUGGAGAAAUAUGUCCAGAAAUGCCCCAGUGGAUGUUUAUGAAUGGCAAGUUUUACCAUUUGGUACUACAUCAAGUCCCUGCUGUGCCAUUUAUGCUCUUCAAAGACAUGCAAAAAGAAUCUCAACUACCUAUCCAGAAGUUCAAGAUUCAGUCCUUCAUUCAUUCUAUGUCGAUAACUGCUUGCAAAGUUUGCCUACCAUUGACGACGCAAAGGAAAUGAUCUUGAAACUACGUUCUGCACUGAGUGAAGGAGGCUUUGAGAUCAGACAAUGGAGUAGUAAUUAUGCCUCCGUGGUUGACCACUUACCAGAUGAAGCACGUUCCCUGCAAACCGACUUAUGGCUGAGUCAUGAUUGUAAUGAUCCAUGUGAGGGCACACUCGGGAUGAGCUGGCACUGUUUACAGGAUACUUUGGGGUAUAAGCACCGACCUGUGGAAUACCAGACCCUGACUUUGCGGAUCCUGUAUCGCAUCCUUGCUCGACAAUAUGACCCGUUGGGGUUUAUUAUUCCCUUCACUACACGUGCUAAGAUCAUGCUCCAGCAGUUGUGGAUCAAACCUGGGCGUGGAUGGGAUGAUCCAGAUAUUCCUGAAGGCAUUAAGAGAAGUUGGAUGGCUUGGGAAGAGGAGCUAUCUGGCUUGAGCAAGAUCCAAGUUCCUCGGUGGUAUGGAUCAGUAGGAUCAGGUGAAGAGAGGAGAGAACUGCAUGUAUUUUGUGAUGCAUCAGAGCGGGCUUACGGAGCCGUAUCUUACCUUCAUCUUUCAAAUGGGAAUGAAGUUGUCACCUCAUUUAUUAUGGCUCGAUCUAGAGUAUCCCCAAAGAAGACCAUUUCCAUCCCACGUCUAGAACUAUGUGCGGCUCUAGUUGGAUCUCAACUGGCAAAUCUUUUAGUGAAGGAACUUUCUGUGCCCAUCCAUAAAGUGACGCUUUGGACUGAUUCAACCACAGUUUUGACAUGGAUCUGCUCUGAAUCUUGUUUGUACAAGAUAUUUGUAGCUAAUCGGAUAACUGAGAUUCUAGAUUAUACUACACCAGACCAGUGGAGAUAUGUGGAUACUGGAAACAAUCCGGCCGAUGAAAUUACUAGAGGAAAGAAGUUGACAGAGCUAUCUCCUACUAGUCGUUGGUUUCGAGGACCUCCUUUCCUUGCCUUACCCUCUCAUCAAUGGCCAAAGUAUCCAAUAACUACUCCUGAAGUAUCACUGGAAUUGAAAAAAACUGUGUUUUGUAGCCAGACACAAGUUUUACCAAGUCUUUCUAAAGUGGACCCUGUCCAAUUUAACACUUGGUCAGAGUUGAUUUCUGAUACCAUUGAGAAGUUUUCUCUUGAUCAAGCACCAGAGAACAAGCUCAAUCAGAAUCAAGCAGAGCUGUUACUACUUCGUCAGGCACAAGAGGAGGAUUUUCCUGAGGAGAGCAAGUUACUCCAACUAAAUCAAGGUGUUUCAGCACAAAGUAGACUUGUUGAAUUGGCACCUGAGUGGGAUCCUGUGACUGGUCUCAUAAGAGUGGGAGGUCGCCUUCGGCAGAGCAAGGACUUGGAGUUAGAAACGAUCCAUCCCAUAAUUUUGGACCCUAAGAAUCCUAUAACUAAGCUUCUGAUUGCAGAUCUCGAUUCAACUCUGUGUCACCCAGGACCGCAAAGAGUCUUUGCCCAACUUCGUAGAAAGUAUUGGGUUCUACGUGGACGACAAGCUGUAAAAUCAGUUCAGCGUUUGUGUCGUGAGUGUAGAAGAUGGAAAGGGUCUCCUUCAGUCCCGAGGAUGGCUGAUCUUCCUCCCUCUCGACUCCGCCUUUACAAGCCCCCAUUUUGGUCAACUGGAAUGGACUGCUUUGGCCCCUUUAAUAUCAGUGUCGGCCGCAGACAUGAGAAACGAUGGGGUCUCCUUUUCAAAUGUCAGACAACACGAUGUGUUCAUCUUGAGCUGUUAUCUGGUUUAGAUACAGACAGUUUUCUAUUGGCCCUCCGGCGUUUCAUAGCUCGCAGAGGUCGACCCUAUGAACUUAUCUCAGACCAAGGAACUAAUUUUCGGGGAGGAGAGCGAGAGCUCAGAGAAGCGUUCCAUCAACUCAGCCCUGCCCUUCAAGAAUUGCUUUCUAAGCACCAGAUUCUAUUCAACUUUAACCCUCCAUAUUCUCCGCAUUUUGGAGGAUGCUGGGAGAGAGAGGUCCGAUCCAUUAAGGCCGCUUUACGGGUGACAUUGGGCACCCAGGUGCUGUCUCCAGAAGUCUUGUAUACAGUGCUGGUAGAAGUGGAAGAGAUGUUGAACUCUAAACCUCUUGGAUAUGCGACAUCUAAUCUAUCAGAUCCUGAUCCCAUAACUCCUAACAUACUGUUGAUGGGGCGGCAAGAUGCUUCUUUGCCUCAAGUAAUGUAUGCUGAUUCUGAACUACUUUCACGUAGAAAGUGGAGGCAUAGUCAAGUUCUAUCUGAUAGAUUCUGGUCAAGUUUUAUCAGAGAUUACCUACCUUCCCUUCAAAGUCGUCAGAAGUGGAUGCAGGACGGAAAGUCGAUCUCAUGUGAUGCUGUCGUAAUGGUCGUCGACCCGCAGCUUCCACGGGGACUCUGGCCUAUAGGAACUGUUACAAAGGUCUCGCCAAGUCCUGAUGGCAGGAUAAGGGUUGUGGAGGUUCUCAUUAAAGGGAAACACUACAUGCGCCCAGUUAGUCGUCUGGUGGUCCUUACUAAGUUUUCAGAUGACUUGAAUUAAAAAAUUGGACAGAAUUCUCUUGGGUCAAAUGUUUACACAUUUGGGGGCGGCUGUUGAGAAUUCCUAUGGAUCACAUGACAUUGCCAAUCAGGGGAGGAGCUAAGUCUCCUCAGGUGCACUUAAUGAAUGAUAAGGUACUAUUGUUUGGUGUGAUGGUGUGUGGCACAUGCAAUGGAAACAGAUUGUCCUUUCUUUCUCUCCUAAUGAGAGCCUUUGUAGAGUUUAUGUGUUCCUGACAAUGUAAGUUUGUUUGCUUUGUUUUAUUAUGUUAAUUCUUGAGAUUCUGUUUGUCUAAUUCUGAAAUGUAUUAUGUGAUUAAGGAUUUAUUAGUUGAAGUUCUAUGGUGUUAAUUAUCUUUAAGAUUCUGUUUGUUCUUUUGUUUAUAGAAACCAUACAACUCUAUCUGAUUCCAAUUCACCCUGUGGCCUUUCAAUAAAUGAUAAUGGACUGAGUAUUGGACCCCUGUGUUUUAAUGGACACACCAUCCUGGUAGCACAUUUCCUGAACUAAAGGUUUUAUCAGAAAUUUACACCCACACAUAAACAAAUAAGGAUUUUACAGUAGGCUAUGGAUAAUAACCUAAUUAUAAUGAAAUCAAUUUCACAAGAAGUAGAGUAAUUAAUUUGCCCGUGGUUGCAUUUUAGUGUCUUUGUUUCCAUGAUGAGUCUAGAGAACAUGCAACUAAAAGCAACAUGCCAUGACCUAUGGCCGUGACAGACAAAUUUAAAGGUAUAGGCCUAUGGUUUUU
Molecule: messenger RNA, 6901 nt
Organism: Pimephales promelas (fathead minnow)
Lineage: Eukaryota; Metazoa; Chordata; Actinopteri; Cypriniformes; Leuciscidae
Source: RefSeq, a predicted model, not a curated record